CAACAGAGUCAAACAGUGACUGACAGCUUCAUAACAUUUCAUUCUUAGUCUUUUCAUAUAUUUAUCUCAAACAUACUCUUCAACAGUACUCUCCUCAACAACUUCUCAGCCACACUAAUUCCUCAUUCAUUUUCUUUAAUCUUCUUUACACAUAAAUAAACAAUUCAACCACCACACCAAAAUCUCUUUUCUUACUAUUGUGUAUAGAAUUUUAGCAGUAAAGGGAACAAAAUCAAUGGUAUAACAGAAUUCUUGGCAGGUCUCAUUUUUGUUGUUCAAUCUUAUCAAUGCAUGUUACUGCUUUCUGUGCUUCUGUCCAAUGCAACUCUUUUUUACUUUCUCUGUCUACACAAGUAAAAAACCUUUAACCCAUUCUUUUCACUUUUGCUAAGACUCCUUUUUCUACAAAUUCUGCUCAGGGAAUUAAUAACCCUGUCUGAGGUUUUUGGGAACCACAUCAUCGUUUCUUGUCACCUUUUUACCUUUAAAAGUUUUAUCCCCCUUCAUUCUUGUAAGGCACAACCAAACACUAGAAGCCGUCACUUUCUACGUGAAACAAAAUCUUUUGUUUUGAUUUAAGAAACCAAAAAUGGAUGAAUAUUGGAAGAGAAGUGGACAAAUACCAGCUUUUGGAAACUGGGAUUUCGCAAAUGAGUUGCCAAUAACUCAAUAUUUCGAGAAUGCAAGACAAGCUGGUUUGAUUCGUUACAGUUCUUCUUCCGGUGACACUGAUCCUUACCUGCGUGGAGAACAAGAUCUUUAUGCGGUUGAUUUUAAGAAACCAGUGGGAAAGCCGACGAGGAAUAGAGAAACAAGAAUGAGAAAACAGGGCAAAGUGUACGACGAAACAGAAUAUCCAAGGAAGGCAAUGAGCAAGAAGAAGACAUUACAUGAAAACGACGUCGUCGUUUGUAAGGCUUCUUUACCAACCAGAGUUCCAAAACCAGUUGACGAAGAUCUUUACAAAAUUUCUCCUGAACUACUUCGCAAAACCAAGAGGAAGAAAAUGUUGGGUUUCAUUUCCAUGUGUCUUGUGCCUACUGCCUGUGUUUCAUGACCAAUUCAUUAGGUUGCCGACAUACGUCAAGGAAGUUUUUUUUUUUUUCAUUUUUGGUUUACUUCUGGCUAUGUUAUUAUGCUGGUUUUCUUGUGCACUCAGAUGCUAGAUGACUUUUUGUAUGAUGAGGGUGAAUUACUAUAUAUAUACACUACUAGUUUGAUAUCUUAAA
Messenger RNA from Vicia villosa (hairy vetch), 1229 nucleotides. RefSeq lists its product as uncharacterized. The transcript has 4 exons. NCBI's taxonomy places the organism in Eukaryota, Viridiplantae, Streptophyta, Magnoliopsida, Fabales, Fabaceae. The record is from RefSeq and is a predicted model, not a curated record. The coding region runs from base 590 to 1057 and encodes 155 amino acids.